UAUUCCCAAAAAUUUUCUCCCCUACAAUAUUCUAGUCUUGGCAAUCCUGGUACUCGCAAGUUUUUUUUCCUUUUUCCUCAGCUUAAUUCUUUCUACCACCACUGCCACAGCCAAAACCAAUGGUUUUAGUGUGGAGUUGAUCCAUCGUGAUUCUCCCAAGUCACCCUUCUACAACCCCUCAGAGAUUCCUUCUCAAAGAGUUGCCAAGGCCUUGGGUCGUUCUAUUAGCCGUACCCAUCACUUUCUUUCAACCAAAAAGACCGACACGCCUAGCUCCAGCAUCAUUUCCAACUCCGGUGAAUACUUAAUGAAUAUAUCACUCGGGACCCCGCCGUUCCCGAUUUUAGUCAUUGCAGAUACCGGAGGUGACUUGAUUUGGACACAAUGCAAGCCUUUUCCUGAUUGUUACAAGCAGGAUGCUCCUCUUUACAACCCUAAAUCUUCCUCCACAUACAAAACCAUUCCUUACUCUGCAAGACAAUGGGAUCUUGCCUUGGAUACAAUCACCUUAAGUUCCACAAGUGGUCGGCCGGUGGCUCUUCCUAAAACAAUCUCUGGCUGCGGCCAUAACAAUGAUGGAACCUUCAACGAGAAAGGGUCCGAUAUUAUUGGACUAGGUGGUGGUGAUGUGUCUUUAAUUUCCCAGAUGGGAAAGUCCAAAGGUGUAGUCUCUGCUCCCUUGGUUAAGAAAACCCCAGACACCUUCUAUUUCCUAACCUUAGAAGGUAUCAGUGUUGAUGAUGAAACAAUAGAUUUCUUAGGUUCGUCCGUAGGAUCGGAAGGCAACAUCAUCAUAGACUCUGGCACUACCCUGACACUGUUACCCUCUGAUUUCUACGCAUCGCUGGAGGAUGCGGUGUCAAGCAAGAUCAAUGCAACGCCAGUAGAAUCUCCAAUGCAAGAGUUUCUCCCCGAGGACCAACCUCGGGAUUUUGCAGGACCAUUUGGAGAAGGAUCAACUCGAAAAGUUAAGAUGGUACACACACGAGCAACCCAGCGCGAGAGUCCUCCCCGAGGCCAAGGAAGAGGCCAGCCCCCAAUUGUCAACCCCGUGUCACAGAAUGCACCAAUUGCAGUCGCCCAACAUCAGCAGGUGGAGGGAGUUGGGGAACAUAAUCCACAAUAUCCCAACGCCGUGGCAAACGACCCUGUAACUGUUCAACUCAGCGCCAUGCAACAACAAUUCGGGGUCUUCCAGCUAGUGCUCGCCCAGCUGUUAGCCAGAGAUAACCCCGUUGACCCACUCAUCCACUUGCUAAACCCAGCUCCUCCCGCGGCCCCCCAACCAGCCCAACAGCCUGUUAACUCCCCAGUCCGCAGCGUCGCCCCGACUGCUUCCCAAGCACAAUCCCACAUACCACCCCAGCCCCAAAACCCGCAUCAACCAGCUGCCUCAGAUGUCUCAAAGAGGCUAGACAACAUAGAAAAGCUGUUAGCUGAGAACAAAAACCCACAGCCACAGACCCCACCUAUAUCAGCCUCCAUCCCCACUCUUCUCAAUACCAAAAUUACCCAAGAGCCAUAUCCACCCGGUUUCAGGAUGCCACAGUUCGAAACGUAUGAUGGCACUAAAGACCCUGAUGACCACUUACAUGCAUUUUUCUCCAUCAUGCAGGCUCAAAACGCUUCAGACGCACUCAUGUGCAAGAUGUUCCCCUCCACAUUACGCGGCAAUGCCCGGACUUGGUAUCACACCCUGCGUCCGAACUCGAUUAAUGCAUAUGCCGAGCUGGCCACCUCCUUUGCCACCAAAUUCUCAAGCAGAAGGUUGAUCAAAAAGACGACACCCGAGCUCAUGCGGAUAACACAAAGAGAUGGUGAAUCCUUGAAGAACUACAUGAACAGGUUCAAUGAUGCCAUGUUGGAGGCCAACGCCUUCGAUGAAGCAGUGGGAAUAACUGCCGUGAUACAAGGCCUCAACCAUGAUCGGUUUCGAGAUAACUUAAUCAAGCACACCCCAACCACUUUUGACGAGGUCAAUCAGAGAUCCCUCAAGUUCAUUAAGGCCGAGGAGUACGUCCUCUCCAAACCCCAACCCCCUAAAGAAGCCAGAACCCCCGCCUGGAGAGAAGAAGGCCAGAGCAGAAAGAAGUUCAAACCCACACAGAAUCGAGGCCCAAUGCCGGUUCCCAAGCUAGAUAGGCCCGGCUCCAACGCCCCACAAACGCGGCCUAGGCCACCCUCAUGGACCUCCUUCACAAUACCGAGGGUCAUCCACAUGAUAACUGGCGGGCCCGAAGCAGGAGGCACAAGCUCCAAACAGCAGAAGUUGUAUGUGAGGGAGGUCAAGCACCACAAUACAGCUCAGAAAAGAAAAAUUGACGAGGAGGAUUGGAAAAACCAGUCUGUGACAUUCACUCCGGCUGACCUCGAGGGAGUCGUCACUCCCCAUAGCGACCCAUUGGUCACCUCAGUCAUCAUUAACAACUGCGAGGUCCAGCGAGCGCUCAUUGACAUCGGCAGUGCUCCAGAUAUAAUGUAUUACCAUUGCUUUGAGAGCCUCGGACUCGACCCUGCCCUCCUGCAAAAGUCACGAAGAAAUAAGGAGGUAGUCCCAUCACCAGAGUCACCCCACCCAGAGACCCCGAAUACCCAACAGGUAAUGGGUGUAGAGCUACCAGAUAACAGACCAAAGGAUGAACCAAGAGCCACCCCGGUCGAGGAGGUCGAAGAGGUACAACUUGAUGAUAAUGACCCAUCCAAGAAGACUCAGAUCGGCACGAAGCUGACUCCCAUAGAAAAAGAAGAGCUCGUGGGCUUUCUAAAAGCAAACAAGGAUGUGUUUGCAUGGACCUCGGCUGACAUGCCUGGAAUCCCAACUUCGGUGGCAGUACACAAACUCAACACUAAUCCUUUGAGGAAGCCAGUGGCACAGAAGAGAUGGCUUUUCGGGGGGGAAAGACUCACAGCCAUUAAGGAGGAAGUGAAGAAGCUCUUGCAAGCAGGGUUUAUCAGGAGAGUAGAUUACUGCGAAUGGAUUGCCAACCCUGUCAUGGUAAAAAAGUCAAACGGCAAGUGGCGCAUGUGCAUCGAUUAUACCAACCUCAACGACGCCCGCCCUAAAGACUGUCAUCCCAUGCCUAGCAUAGACAAGCUGGUAGAGGUCGCCUCAAGGAAUGAGAGGUUAAGCCUCUUGGAUGCUUACUCGGGGUAUCAUCAAGUCCGCAUGGCACCCAAGGACGAGGUGAAAACCUCAUUUUAUGCCGGAGAUGAAAUAUACUGCUAUGUGAUGAUGCCGUUUGGGCUAAAAAAUGCAGGAGCAACAUACCAGAAAAUGGUCACAAUCGUGUUUCGGGCUCAAAUUGGCAGAAACCUAGAGGUCUAUGUAGAUGACAUUGUUGUCAAAAGUUCUCGAGCAGAAGACCACUUGACUGACCUGGCUGAGACGUUCAACAACCUUAAAAGGUGCAGCAUGAAGUUGAACCCAGCAAAGUGCACUUUCGGUGUUAAACCAGGUAAGUUUCUGGGUUUCAUGGUUUCUAGAAAGGGGAUAGAGGUCAACCCUGAGAAGAUAAAGGCAAUAGAAGAAAUGAAACCGCCGAGGUCAACCAAGGACGUGCAACGUCUAACAGGGAGAGUAGCAGCACUGCACAGAUUUAUCUCCAAAUCAGCAGAUAAGUGCCUGCCUUUCUUUAAGGUGGCUUUUGACGAGCUCAAAGCCUACCUCAGCUCGCCGCCUCUGCUGACUAAGGCUCAGGAAGGUGAAAUCCUUUAUCUUUACCUCGGAAUAUAUGAUACUGCUGUCAGUUCUGUCUUGGUCAGGGAAAUGGGGAAACAACAGCAACUAGUAUACUAUGCCAGUAAGAGGUCGGCAAUCCGAGCUCAAGCUUUGGCAGAUUUCGUGGUCGAAUGCACUUCUAAUCAGGUGGAACCAAAUUCUGGGGCAGAAACAUGGACCCUGUAUAUCGAUGGAUCAUCUAAUAACAAGGGUUCAGAAGCUGGAGCAGUAUUAACUGGACCUGACAGCUUCCGGAGUGAACACGCUUUGAAGUUCAACUUCCAGGCCACAAACAACGUGGCCGAGUACGAAGCCCUCCUCCUGGGAUUGCGUUUAGCGGCCGAGCUCAAAGUCAAACGCUUGCAGAUUUACAUCUCUGAGCUGAAGAACCGUUUCGAGAAAUUCCAGCUUACAAAAAUUCCGAGAACAGAAAAUGAGCAUGCAAAUUCUUUGUCGAAAUUAGCAUCUGAGAACCCCGGGGAAGCACAGUCUGUGUACAUCGAGAUACUGAAUGAACCGAGCUUUCAGACGUCGAGAGUGAUGGAGAUCAGCACUGACCCAGAUGCUCCGAAUUGGACAGACCCUAUCCGGGAGUACCUCCUCGAUGGUACCGUCCCAGGGGACAAACAGGAAAAGAUGAAGUUGCAAAGAAAAGCCUCUCGGUACACCUUAGUUGGCGACGUUCUGUACAAGAGAUCCUACUCGUUACCACUCCUCAGAUGCCUGACACCAUAUGAAGCAGAGUAUGCACUAAGAGAAGUACACGAGGGGGUAUGCGGUAGUCACGUGGGAGCCCAGACUCUGGCACAUAAGGUACUUCGGCAAGGGUACUAUUGGCCUAACAUGCAAGAAGAUGCAAAGAAAUUCGUGCAGAGGUGCCAGAAAUGCCAGUUCUUCGCCCAUCUCACCCAUCAGCCAGCCGAAGAACUCACUAGCAUGACUGCACCAUGGCCUUUUGCUCAAUGGGGAGUAGACCUUCUGGGCCCCUAUGUCAAAGCAGUAGGAGGAGCAACACAUUUAGUGGUCGUUGUUAAUUACUUUACCAAAUGGGUAGAAGCCAAACCUCUCUCUUAUCUGACUUCGAGAAGAAUCGAGGAUUUCCUCUUCAGCUCGGUCAUCUGCAAAUAUGGGAUACCAAACCAAAUUAUCGCUGACAACAGCCCCCAGUUCAAUUGUAACUCCUUCAGGGACUUCUGCUCCAGCUACGGGAUUAAGUUGGUGUUCACCUCCGUCUAUCAUCCCGAGGCCAAUGGAAUGGUUGAAUCAGUCAACAAAGCCAUCUUGGAAGGAAUCAAGCCGAGGUUAGAUCAGCUGAAAACAAAGUGGGUAGAUGAACUCAACAACGUCCUGUGGGCUUACCAGACAACAAGCCGAACUGCCACAGGUGAAACGCCCUACCACUUAGCCUUCGGCACCGAGGCAAUCAUUCCUGUCGAAAUUGGUGUCCCAAGCCUAAGAAUCAGUCACUUUGAACCAGCUCAAAAUGAGCGUCUACUAAGGGAAAACCUUAAUUUCCUAGACGAAGUUCGAGAGCAAUCCCAACUUCGGACUCUAGCAUACAAACAAAGAAUAGCCAACCUUUACAAUAAGCGAGUCCGACCUCGAAACUUCAGAGUCGGUGACCUCGUCCUCAGAAAAGCUGGGCUCACAGGGUUCGAGACCCGAUAUGGCAAGCUAGCACCAAAUUGGGAAGGCCCUUAUAUUGUAACUGAGGUCCCGCACCCCGGAGCAUACAUUCUCCAAGAUGCCGAGGGUAAAAGGGUGCCUAGAGUUUGGAACGUCAAUAAUCUUAAAAAAUUCCAUCCUUGAAAGUUCCUUUCGUUAUUCUGAGUUAGGCAUCUUUUUGUAAAUAACAUCCCAGUACAAUU
Molecule: messenger RNA, 5586 nt
Organism: Rubroshorea leprosula
Lineage: Eukaryota; Viridiplantae; Streptophyta; Magnoliopsida; Malvales; Dipterocarpaceae
Source: the annotation of a GenBank genome assembly